Messenger RNA from Penicillium daleae, 598 nucleotides. RefSeq names its product 40S ribosomal protein eS12. Lineage: Eukaryota; Fungi; Ascomycota; Eurotiomycetes; Eurotiales; Aspergillaceae. The coding region runs from base 1 to 582 and encodes 193 amino acids. Gene Ontology annotation, molecular function: structural constituent of ribosome. The transcript is spliced from 2 exons. The record is from RefSeq and is a predicted model, not a curated record. Gene Ontology annotation, cellular component: ribosome; cytosolic small ribosomal subunit. Gene Ontology annotation, biological process: translation.
AUGAAUCUCAAUGCUAGACGCAGGGAAUCACAACGCCGUUCUGGGAUACUCAAUACAGACCUCCAUCAUCGCAGCCAUCCACACCACCCCUCAAAGCCCCGACCCAAACAAAAGCUAACAUUCUCCCGCACAGUCGGACGGAGAAGAGACCCAGUCCAACCCCCCGUUGCCGCCGCCGAUGAGGUCGAGGUUUCCGCCGACGCUGGCUCUGGCCAGAUGUCCGUCCUCGACGCUCUGAAGGGUGUCCUGCGCAUCUCCCUGAUCCACGACGGUCUUGCCCGUGGUCUGCGUGAGGCUGCCAAGGCCCUCGACCGCCGUGAGGCCCACAUGUGUGUCCUCAACGAGGGUUGCGAGGAGGAGGCCUACAAGAAGCUGGUCGUCGCCCUGUGCUCUGAGCACAAGAUCCCCCUGAUCAAGGUUCCCGAUGGCAAGAUGCUCGGCGAGUGGGUCGGUCUCUGCACCCUUGACCGUGAGGGUAACGCCCGCAAGGUCGUCAACUGCUCUUGCGUCGUUGUCAAGGACUGGGGUGAGGAUAGCCAGGAGCGCUCCGUCCUCCUCAACUACUUCCAGACCGAGCAGUAAAUGUGCCUUUAAUCCA